This is a messenger RNA of Poecilia latipinna (sailfin molly), 602 nucleotides long. It is a transcript of the gene nupr1b, whose product is annotated as nuclear protein 1b. Gene Ontology annotation, biological process: negative regulation of cell cycle; negative regulation of cell population proliferation; regulation of transcription by RNA polymerase II. Lineage: Eukaryota; Metazoa; Chordata; Actinopteri; Cyprinodontiformes; Poeciliidae. The transcript is spliced from 3 exons. The record is from RefSeq and is a predicted model, not a curated record. Gene Ontology annotation, cellular component: nucleus. Bases 81 to 305 code for a protein of 74 amino acids.
UUCACUCGGAGGAAGCAGAACAACAAAGCCGCAGCAGAACCAGAACCGGACCAGAACAGCUGGAAGCUCCCGAGGCGACCAUGAGCCACGUCGACGUGAAGAACCUGAAGCUGUCCAAGUUCGAGGAGGAACAUUACGAUGAGUAUGACCGCUACAACCUGACGGAUAAAUACGCAGAGGGUUCGGCCCGCAAAGGCAGAACCAAGAAGGAGGCCAGCGACAACACAAACCGCCAGAAUCCUGCAGGACACGAAAGGAAGAUCGUGGAAAAACUGCAGAACAGCGAGAAGAAGGCCAAGGAGUGAAGCCUGAGGGCUGGUCGGAUGGAUCUUCCCGGUAACUGACCACGGCCUCCUUGGCGACGGAUCGAGAUGUUUGGAUGGCAGGAGUUUGUUGGCGCUCCGCCUGGUUGGAGCCUGCGGAGCCAUCAGCUCGCUGACCCCUGCAGCUGCUGAGGCUGACCUUUCGGUCGGCGUGCUGCAGAGUCUGGACCGGAACCGCGGCGAUGCAGCUGGAAUGACUGGGUGGCAGCUUGGAGACGCUUUUAAUGCUUGUUUUUAUAAGACAAUGUUUUAUCAUUAAAGGAUUGUAAACGGAUCAUA